This is a messenger RNA of Oldenlandia corymbosa var. corymbosa, 4540 nucleotides long. Lineage: Eukaryota; Viridiplantae; Streptophyta; Magnoliopsida; Gentianales; Rubiaceae. The record is from the annotation of a GenBank genome assembly.
AGAAAGGAAAUGCCACAAAGUAGCCAACCCAACUCCAACUCAAUGUCCGAAAGCAACCCACUGGGGGCCACUUUCCGACACACUCCCAACAGCCAUCUUGAGAUCAAAAUCCAACGGCCCACGUUCUCCCGGAUCCCAACCCCGCCAUUUAAAUCCACUUCAUCAAAUUACUCUGCAUUCCUUUCUUCCUCCUCCCUUUCUCCCCCCCUUCUCCUUUGCCGGAUUCCAUUUCCAACAAAAUUCCCGGAGUAAAUCUAGAUUUUCAGAGAGAAAUCAGGGGCGGACCCAUCUCAAUAUUCUCCAUACCCAUCUCUUUAACUCGAUUUGUUCCUGUAAUAAACCUCCAUAGUCACUGUCUUUUUGAAUUCACUUUCUCCUCUGUUUUUGUUUUGAGUUUUGAUGAGUUUAUUCUGCUUUUGGCAUUAUUGUAUAGAGACACCAAGAGAAACCCUUUAGUGUAAACCUUAAACAUACCCCCAUUAGCUAGAUCUGUUUCUGUAAAGUCUUAAUUAAUCAGUUUUGAUAGCUCUAUUGUGUAAAGUUUUUCUCUUGUUCUUCAUAGGUUUUUGAAGAGUGAUUUUUAGUUAGUUCUAGUUCGAAACUUCAGAUCAUGGCGCCGAGCACGAUUCGGAAGGCGAUCGGGGCGGUGAAGGACCAAACCAGCAUUGGGAUAGCUAAAGUAGCGAGCAACAUGGCGCCUGAAUUGGAAGUCGCCAUUGUUAAAGCCACGAGCCACGAUGACGACCCCGCCGGGGAGAAAUACAUCCGGGAAAUUCUCCAUUUAACUUCCAUGUCCAGAGGUUAUGUCAACGCCUGCGUGUCGGCGGUGUCCAAAAGGUUAGGGAAAACCCGUGAUUGGAUCGUGGCCCUCAAGUGUUUGAUGCUUAUCCACCGGUUAUUGAACGAAGGUGACGUCAUUUUCCAGCAGGAAAUCAUGUAUGCUACCAGGAGAGGCACGAGGUUGUUGAACAUGUCGGAUUUCCGGGACGAGGCGCAUUCCAGCUCGUGGGAUCACUCGGCGUUCGUUAGGACUUACGCGUUUUAUUUGGAUCAGAGGUUGGAGAUGAUGGUGUUUGAUAAGAAGCAGCAGAGUGGAUCUACACCUGGUGAGGAUUCCAGGUGGAGAUCGCCUCCGGGUCCUACUAGAGGGGGAUAUGAUUAUGAUUAUAAUGAGUUUAGGGAUGAAGGUAGCUAUGGAGGAGGAGGGAUGAGGAGGACUAGGUCCUCUGGUGACGUCAGGGAAUCAAGGGAUGAGAUGAAAAAUGUAACCCCUUUGAGGGAAAUGAAGCCGGAGAGGAUAUUCGCAAAGAUGGGGCAUUUACAGAGGCUAUUGGAUCGGUUCUUGGCGUGUCGGCCCACCGGUUUAGCUAAGAACGAGAGGAUGAUUUUGGUGGCAUUGUACCCUAUGGUGAGGGAAAGUUUCAAGCUCUAUGGUGAUAUAUGUGAGGUUCUGGCUGUUCUGUUGGACAAGUUCUUCGACAUGGAGUAUGGAGAUUGUGUGAAGGCAUUUGAUGCUUAUGCCAGUGCAGCAAAACAGAUUGAUGAAUUGGUCGGUUUCUACAAUUGGUGCAAGGAUAUUGGUGUGGCCAGGUCAUCUGAGUACCCAGAAGUUCAGAAAAUUACCAGUAAACUGUUGGAGACAUUGGAGGAAUUCUUGAGGGAUAGGGCUAAGGCUGGAAAAAGUCCUGAGAGGAAAGUGGAGGCUAUUGAGGAGAAACAGGAAGAGGAGCCCUUGCCUGAUAUGAAUGAGAUUAAGGCCUUGCCGGCGCCAGAGGAUUAUAAUCCGGCCCCCCCACCUGAGCCCGAGCCCGAGCCCGAGCCCCCUAAGGUGCCUGAGGUGACUGGAGAUUUAGUUGAUUUGAGAGAUGAUGGGAUGAGUGCUGAUGAUCAAGGGAAUAAAUUGGCUUUGGCACUGUUUGCUGGGCCUGUAUCUAAUAAUGGGAAUGGCUCAUGGGAGGCAUUCCCCUCAAGUAAUGGAGAUGACGGGGUGACAUCAGCUUGGCAGAAUCCAGCUGCUGAGAGUGGAAAGGCUGACUGGGAAUUGGCCCUUGUUGAAUCCGCCAGCAAUUUGUCAAAACAGAAGGCCGCUAUGGGUGGUGGGCUUGAUCCAUUAUUAUUGAAUGGAAUGUAUGAUCAAGGGAUGGUUAGACAGCAAGUGAGUACUUCCCAAAUAAGCGGUGGAAGUGCAAGUAGUGUGGCAUUGCCAGCACCUGGGAAGACACCUGUUUUGGCUCUACCUGCACCGGAUGGAACUGUCCAGGCUGUUUCACAAGAUCCAUUUGCGGCUUCUUUGAGCAUUCCACCACCUCCAUAUGUACAAAUGGCUGACAUGGAGAAAAAACAGCAAUUUUUAGUGCAGGAGCAAGUUGUUUGGCAACAAUAUGCUAGCGAAGGAAUGCAAGGUCAAUCUAGUUUGUCCAAGAUUACUUCCGGAGGAUACUAUGCUGCUCCUCCAGUUGGGCUGCAACAACCUCCAAUGGGGAUGGUUCCCUAUGGAAUGCCUCCCACAUAUGGAAUGGGAAUGCCACCAGCUGCUCCAGCAGGGUAUUACUAUACUCCAAUUUGAUUGUUUAGUUGAUACAGUUUUUUGUUUUUUGGCUUAGAUUUUUCUUUUCCACUGUAUUUUAAUGUGACCUUAUUCUUGCAAUUUGUUGAUGAUGCCAAUGGUGGUAGAGAGGAGGGAAAGGGGAGGAAUAGUAGUAUUCUGAUAUUAUGGGUAUGGAGAUGGUUAGAGAGGGUGUUUGAUAUGUUUUUACCUCUUGCUGCUUCCUAAUAGUAGUUGGAAAAACUCUUGGCAUUAUUCUAUGUUUAAUUUGUGAUACCAUUGGUGUUUCACAUUGAUAUUCAUUCCAUUCUUUACAUCUAAUCUUGUCAUUGAAAUAAUUUUGUUCAUACUUGCUGGUUGGUCUGUCAAAAUUUGAUGAGUAAAAAUGUUAAAAUUCCCGUCUUGUUCCAUUCUAGUGGUCUGGUUUAGAGUCUAUAUUUCAUGUGCAUAUCGUUAUUGACUGAAUUUGGUUUUCUUUGCUUGAGUAAUUAAAACUGUACUCAAAAUGGUAUAUAAUGAUGUUUAUGAUUGUCAAAGGGCACGGAAUCAAUCCUCAUAAAUAUUAUAACCUCAGUAUCGUUAGUAGAUGGAAACAUUUGUGUUGUUACUUGGGGCCAUUAAUUUAGUGAUUACAUAGAAAUUUUGAGAAUUUUAUUCUUCAAUUGACCAUAUGGGAUGAAGCAAAGUUUUUUGCUAUAAUCCUUCUUGAAAUGCAUUAAUGCUUUGUGUUACCUUUGUUUCCUUGGCUAUAAAUGCAAAGCUUGCAUGCUCUGCUUCAUUGGGUCUUUCGUGAAUGAUGAACCUCCGAGCUUAGUUGUUUAUUUUUGGAAUUGAGUUCGAUCUCCAGUGAGGACUGUUUCUGACCCUCAUAUUGGAAUUCACUAAACACGGUAGCUGUAAUCAUAAACAAUGAUGUAGAAACAGUGAAAAGUGAUUCAACCUUAGGUGGCAUUGGAAUAAUCUGUGAGUUUAUUUUCUCUCCAAACUAAUGAUUGAUGAAUACAACAACAUGAAGAUUGAAGAGGUGUUGAGUCUGUGCUUGGAAAACUAUGGGUGUGCGAUUAGAUGGAAUAGAUGCCUUGUUCCCUCUUUACUAGAGAUACUUUAACUUAUGUCACCAGAUACUGUGUCAUUUACUAUUUCCUUUGGUUCAAGUGAGGUUAAAUUUAAAGUCCAAGUAGGACUCUGGUUCCUAUCCAAACUUUUAAAGCUUUUUUUUAAUCCAACAGUUGUUGUAUAUGGGGGAUCUAGACUGUCCAUCAAAUAAAGUUUUCAAUUUUAUUUCAACCGGUUUGGUUUUGUACAAGUAUGUGUGUCAAUAUAACAACAUAUGAUCCACAAGUAACAUCAUGUUGAUCUGAAGUAAUGCAGGGUUAAUAUUUUGAGAAAGGUGUAUGAAUGAUCCUUUUUGGAAAUGCAUUUGUGAAAGUGGAAAUUCAAUGGACGACUAAAAAUUGAUGAAAGAAUGGAAGUGUCCAGUUCGGUUUGUGUUGGGAAGGAAUAGUAGUAGAAGCCAGGGAGUGAGAAGCUUCCAAGUCAAUUGUAGCGUACUAACUUUUGAUUCCUGCUGCCCUUCCUGUUUCUCCAUUCCUCUUUGGUCGAUUUGGGAUCCCUCUUUUCCUCUGCUGUUUGUGAUCAAAUGCUUGAUUGACAGCAAAUACAAACAAAGCUAAUUUAUUCCACAGUUCUUAUGUGUUAUCCAAACUUUAGUAAAUUGCAUCCUCAUUGGUCCUGAACCUUCUCCUACACAUUCUUUUCUCGCUCCUGGACGCACAACCCUUGUGGAAUCUGAUCAACUACGCGUCAACUCGUGAUGAAUUUUCUUUAUUUUUAUUUUUAUUUUGGUUUUAAUUGGCUGCCUACCCUCAAGACAAAAGUCCAAUGUGAACCAAAAAAUAAACACCGAAAACGUCUGCUAAUUAAUUGUGAGAACACAUGGGAUUUGCUCAUUUGCAGCUGUCUCACAAUUAUGAAGAAAAAACCUUUUGACUUAAG